Messenger RNA from Carya illinoinensis, 842 nucleotides. RefSeq names its product ATP synthase subunit d, mitochondrial-like. Lineage: Eukaryota; Viridiplantae; Streptophyta; Magnoliopsida; Fagales; Juglandaceae. The record is from RefSeq and is a predicted model, not a curated record. Gene Ontology annotation, molecular function: proton transmembrane transporter activity. Bases 94 to 600 code for a protein of 168 amino acids. The transcript is spliced from 5 exons. Gene Ontology annotation, biological process: proton motive force-driven ATP synthesis.
UGCACCACCGCCACCAAGAAAAGGGCGUCACCGUGAGCGAUUAGGCAUCUGGCAGCACAUUCGAUCACUUGAGAACAGAGGUUUUCCGGGAAAAUGAGCGGAGCGGGAAAGAAAGUUGCCGAUGUGGCACUGAAGGCGUCGAGAACCAUAGACUGGGAAGGGAUGGCGAGGCUUCUGGUCACCGAUGAGGCUCGGAAAGAGUUCGCAACUCUUCGCCGCGCCUUUGAUGAGGUCAACUCCACCCUCCAGACCAAGUUCAGCCAGGAACCAGAGCCCAUAGAUUGGGAAUAUUACAGAAAAGGAAUUGGGUCCCGCUUGGUGGAUAUGUACAAAGAGGCUUAUGACAGCAUACAAAUCCCCAAGUAUGUAGACACAGUCACUCCUCAGUACAAGCCAAAAUUCGAUGCGCUGUUGGUGGAAUUGAAAGAAGCAGAAGAGAAAUCCUUAAAGGAGUCUGAGCGUUUGGAAAAGGAAAUUGUCGAAGUACAAGAGAUGAAGAAAAAGAUUAGCACCAUGACCGCAAAUGAGUACUUUGAGAAGCAUCCCGAGUUGAAGAAGAAGUUUGAUGAUGAAAUCCGUAAUGAUUACUGGGGUUAUUGAUUACGUCUUCUGAUUCUACCAACUUGUCUCAUUUCAAGCUGAAUCUCUCAAAAUUCUCAUGUCCCAUGUUUGUUGGGUAAUAAAUAACCAUUUUCUCUUGUUUGUAAUCUGGUUACUUUUGGUUGGAGGAUUUGAGCUUUAGCCAAACCAUGUGAAAAUAGGAUUUUAUUUGUACGGCUGACACAGAUCUCCCUCUUGAUUUAUAUAAAAGCAGGAUUUGAAACUGCGAGUAUUAACAAGUA